Fusarium redolens is the source of this 1632-nucleotide messenger RNA. RefSeq lists its product as uncharacterized. NCBI's taxonomy places the organism in Eukaryota, Fungi, Ascomycota, Sordariomycetes, Hypocreales, Nectriaceae. The transcript has 4 exons. The record is from RefSeq and is a predicted model, not a curated record. Bases 304 to 1593 code for a protein of 429 amino acids. Gene Ontology annotation, biological process: polyketide metabolic process.
CAAGUGAUUGUAAUCGUUACUAAUGACCUCGUGUCUAUGACGGGUUGAAUGAAGAUGUGGACAUUGACUCAAAUGGCUUCUGUCAUGAGAUCAGACCAUAUCAUUCCAAUGAUAUCUCGGCAAUCCGGAUAUAGACAACUGAAUCAGGAUGAGUCUUUGAUGCUGCAGUUCGUUGCUUAAGAAGACCGUAAUAGCUUCAGUCGGAUCCAUGAUCAUAGCUGUAAUUCCAACACCAGUUGACCUCAGCAGACCUAUUUCUUAAACCACAUAACCUUCUACUCGUGCCAGUAUACUUCUUCAGCCAUGUACGCAGACAUCAGCAAGCCACCAGCCCCUCUCCCAUCCAUCAAUCUCAAGGUUUUGAGGCCUGGUCUAUCUUUGCUGUACCCACUCUCCAGACGAGGCCACGGUCCCGGUCUCAUCAUUCUCUCCGCCACUACUGAGGACCCAGUGGCUUUCUACGAAGGUGUCCCUUCCUCAUUGGUAAAGUGGGCUGAAGAAGGCUAUGCAGUUGUUCAGAUUGAAGCUGCUGCAUUUGAAGGAAAGGACAGCGGAGUUGUUCUCGGAGAAGCAAUCGAUGCUUUAAAGCAAUGUGAGAAGUGUGACCUCAACGACAAAGUCGGCUUGGUUUCAUAUGAGCCUCAACUAUGGAAUAUCGCUGCUCCGGGAAUUGAUCAGACCCCAGAGAUUGUUGCCAGUGUUCUUUACGCCGACGCAGAGUCGGAAGAGACUCUGACCUCCAGCAAAGAGCCUCUGUUGAAGCAUAUUGCUGGCCAAGACUUCAAGCUCUCAAGUCAAUCGCACUACCCUUACAAGGAGUCUUCAAGCUAUGCUUUCGCGACUCCAGGACAUCCUCACUUUCACUAUACAACCGAGUCGGUAUCUCACACGCGUAAUCUCCAGUUCUUAAAGCCCAAGUUGAACGGACCUUUCUUUGACCUUGAGGCUAUUUGGGAUGAACAUACCUGGUAUGAGUUUAGUGAUCGAUCCGUGCAGCAUACUAUGAGCACCAUGGUCCAGGAGCCUUAUGUGAAUCAUGUUCCAACGUUGACCGGCGGCAUCGGCCGAAGCAGCCUUACGAAGUUCUACACAGAUAACUUCAUCUUCAACAACUCCCUCGAUACCACACUUGACCUCAUUAGUCGCACGAUAGGCAUUGACCGUGUGAUUGACGAGUUCAUCUACAAAUUCACUCACGAUCGUGAGAUUGACUGGCUCUUACCAGGAAUUCCGCCUACCUUCCAAAGAGCAGAGAUACCAUUCACAGCUGUCGUGAACAUCCGUGGCGAUCGCUUGUACCAUGAACAUAUCUCUUGGGAUCAAGGUACUGCUCUCCGACAGCUUGGACUUAUGCCCGAAUACUUGCCCUUCCCGUAUCCAAUUCCGGGUCAGACAGGACAUCCUGAUGCAGAGUACGAGUACCGAGUUCCUGUGAUCGGAAUCGAGACAGCCGACAAGAUGCGGGAUAGGAACUCGGUACCCUCAAACGAGAUGUUCAGCUACAAGGUUCGAAAGGCUCGAGAUGGCUCCGAAGGCGUUCAGAAACAAGAUACUAUCAAGCAGGAGGCAGAGGUUAUAGGUGUAGUUGUUUAAGCAACGUGCAAUUUAAAAGAUAAAUCAUGAAUCAAAUUG